This is a messenger RNA of Diabrotica virgifera virgifera (western corn rootworm), 724 nucleotides long. RefSeq lists its product as uncharacterized. The transcript has 4 exons. Lineage: Eukaryota; Metazoa; Arthropoda; Insecta; Coleoptera; Chrysomelidae. The coding region runs from base 162 to 602 and encodes 146 amino acids. The record is from RefSeq and is a predicted model, not a curated record.
AGAGACAGGCAUUAAAAUGUAAUUUCAACCAGCUCUUAUCUGCUUACUGAUAAGCCGUUUUACUUUACUUAGCGUUAUGAAAAGUUAACUCAGUAAACAACGGAAAGUGUAGCAUUUCAAACGUGGUUAAUUAUAGGUGUUAAAUUGAUUGAAAAUUGAAAAUGGCUGCCUACUACUGGGUGGAUUGUCAUGCAAGGGGCGCACUACCAUCUACAGCACUUCGAGGAGGUGUGGAUAUAGAUGGAGCUGAAAUAUUUGUUGGUAGGUCUUACCACGAAGGCGACUGGCUUCCAGCUAAAGUUAUUCCAAGCAAGGAUGUUGCUUAUGUAGCUUAUAACGGAGGCGAACACGCUAAAGAUCAGUUUCAGGUUCUUUGUGAACAACGCUUUGAUUGGGUACCUUCAGGCAAUGGUCACGUUCCCUUUGGUGCUGUAGAAGGAGGAAGAACUUCAGAUGGAGAACCACUGUACAUUGGCAGGGUGUAUCAUUUAGGAUCUCACACCGUUGGAAAGGUACAUCCAAGUCACGGGACAUGCUAUAUUCCGUUUGAUGGUAAAGAAAUUGGAUAUCCCCAUUACGAAAUAUUGGUUUUGAGAUCUUGAUGAGAUUAACGUUUUCUCAUGUGGGCAAGUGUUAGCGGGAAAUGAGCUUCUUUUAUAUGUAAAAGAAAGAACAAAUUAAUUAUAUUAUAUGUUUAAGCAACAUAAUAAACAUUUUAAAUUUU